UUCAUUUCCGGUCUAAAAUUUGGAAUUGAAAGUUGACAGUUGUGCAGAGUUUUCAAAGAAUGUUCAAGAUAGUAAUAAUGAAAUAAUCAAACAAACACAAAAUGUUUUCCCGUUAUACAGACGAUGAUUGUAAAAAGUUAUAUAAAAUGGUAUAAAACAACAUAAAAAAUAAAUAACACUUACACUUUUAUGCUUGUCUGAACUUAUCCCAGAUUUACAUUUUGUUAAAAAAAUUGUUAACACAAUGGAAGACCAGACAGUGUCAGCAGCCUACAUUUUUCGGGGCAUUGAGUACAUAGUUACUAUGCUAGUGAAGAAUGAAAAUACUCUGACGGUGGAGGUCGAGGACAAACUAACGGCAGACCAGUGGAGAGCAGACUUUGAUGCAGCAUAUGUUGAGGAUCUCACUCACAAAACUGGAAAUUUUAAACAGUUUAACAUCUUUGUGAGCAUGUUGGAAUCAGGUAUCAUACAGGCUAGCGAAAGUGUUUCACUGGAUCUGUUGACAUAUGCAGACCUUGAGUCAUUACGGCAGCGGAAAUCUGGCAGUGCUGCUAAGCAAUCAGGUCCAGCUCAGAGAACGGUGGCGCUCAACUCCAAACGAUACCUCAUCCUUACCUACACUGUGGAGUUUGACAGGAUUCACUACCCACUGCCAUUGCCAUACGUUGGGAAACCAGACCCCCGACAGCUCCAGGAGCAGGUCCGGGCUCUCCGCUCCGAGGUGAAGACCCUCAGACAACAGGGUCCGUUGGAGUCAAAGUCGAAAGAUGUUGAAAAGCUGAGAAAAGAACUAGAUGCUCUCAGUAAAGAGAAAGAAGACAUUGAGUCAGAGUUCUUGCAGUAUCGCCGUGAAGUGAAAAACACAAGUCAGGGAAACGCCGUCAAGGAGCUAAAGAUGCUGAAGGUUAUGGUGCGACAGUUGGAGGAAGAGCUUAUGAAGGAGAAGACCAAGCACCAGCGACACGCCACCCGCCAUGGGCAGCAGUACAGGGACUUACUAGAGGAGGUAGAGGAGCUGCGGGCGUCUGAGCGGAACCUGAAGAUCAGGGUGAAGAAUUUGACAAAUGAGCUUGCUCUCUUUAAGCGGGACAAGGUGCAUGCGAGACCGUCCCGCUCCUACAGUCGUGAGAGAACAAACUCAUUUGACCGCUACUCUAGUCGUGACCGGUCAGGCUCCCGGGAGAGAGAGCGGUCACUGUCCCGGGAUCGCUCAUGGUCAGAUAGACUAUCAGUCAGGGACCGGUCAGUGGAACGUCCAUCGUCUGCCAACAGGAGUCGCCUGAGUGAGCGUUCUAACAGCUUUAAGAACAGCUACCGCAGUCGUACACCAUCACCAGCAGGUGGAGGCAAGUCAAGGUUUGACCCGUCAGCGUAUGUCCGUGAACGUGAGAGAAAAAAGAAAGAAGCCUCAUUGAAAAAGAAACGACAACCACGAGCAAAUGUUUCUGGCUCAUCAUUAAGUUCUCGUCCCACCCCAGCCUCCAGGCACCAGCACAGCCGUCUCUCAGCUAACAGCAGAAAUCGAUCAAGGAAUUCUUCAUUUGGGAGUGCUGGUGAACUGACUGAUGGGGGAAUGUCGGACUCCUCCUACACCGGCAGUAUCAGAAACUACAGCAGACCGAGGCGGCCCCGGCCUCACAGACAGACAGACAGACCAGGCCUCACUAAGGGAUACGCGUCCAGCCCUGAUGUGCCAAGUAAAACAGAGAGCAAGACAAAAAAGAGCAGUAAGAUAUUGGCGAGCACUCCUGAUUCUGAGUAUGGGAGAACCCGUUCUGUACUGAACAAGGAAAACAUUCCAGCCAGGAACGGUUAUGAAAGUGACUUAUUCGACAGAUCAGCUGAAAUUUCUGAGAUAGAUGAGAGAUUAAACCGCCUACAACAAUUGAUGAAGACCAGUAUGUCCUGACGAAGAUUUCGGCAAGCAUUUCAUGAUGAAGAUUACUGCAAGCAUUUUAUGAUAAACAUUACUACAAGGAUUUUAUAAUAAGGAUUUUUGCAAGCUUGUUAUGAUAAAGAUUUCUGCAGAAUUUCAUGAUAAAGAUUUACUGCAAGUAUUUCCUGACAGAGAUAACUGAAAGCAUUUCAUGAUAAAGAUUAUUGCAAGUAUUUCCUGACAGAGAUAACUGAAAGCAUUUCAUGAUAAAGAUUUACUGCAAGUAUUUCCUGACAGAGAUAACUGAAAGCAUUUCAUGAUAAAGAUUACUAAAAGCAUUUUAUGUUAAAGAUUAUUGCAAGCAUGUUAUGAUAAAGACUUCUGCAAGCAUUUGAUGAUAAAGGUUUCUGCAAGCAUUUCAUGAUAAAGAUUACUAAAAGCAUUUUAUGUUAAAGAUUAUUGCAAGCAUGUUAUGAUAAAGACUUCAGCAAGCAUUUGAUGAUAAAGGUUUCUGCAAGCAUUUCAUGAUAAAGAUUUCUGCAAGAGAUUACUGCAAGCAAACCAUGAUAAAGAUUACUGUAAGCAAUUCAUAAUGAAGAAUACUGCAACCACAGCAACUGAACCUUACUUUGCCGACUGCAACCAUCAUUACAGAAGUUAACAUGGUUGCACUGGCAUUUCUUAGUCUCAGGGACAGUUUUGUAGCACCCUGAUAUAUUCUUGUAGUUGUAUAUUUGUGAUUACAGAUCAAAAUGUUAAUGUUACUAGGAUAAUCAUUGGAAACUUGUCGCAUAGUCUGGGUACUUACAGGCAUUAUUAUCUCCUUCAUUAACGAAUUGCUAGGUUCCUGUUUUGAAAAUUGUCAAUAUUUAAAAGAAAAUUGUCAAUAUUUAAAAAGCGAUUUAUGUUUUACCAUUAAAUUAUUUUUUUUAGUGUAUGUAGAUGGGAAAUAAUUUUAUUUCCUUGUCGAUGUAUCCAAUCUCAAUGUAUACAUAACAUGUAUGUCUUGUUUUUAUUAAAUGUAAAAAGUAUCGUUUCUUAAGAAUAAAUUUUUAUAUAUUU
Messenger RNA from Mya arenaria, 2941 nucleotides. Its product is annotated as centrosomal protein CCDC61-like. Bases 245 to 1912 code for a protein of 555 amino acids. NCBI's taxonomy places the organism in Eukaryota, Metazoa, Mollusca, Bivalvia, Myida, Myidae. Gene Ontology annotation, cellular component: centrosome. The transcript has 17 exons. The record is from RefSeq and is a predicted model, not a curated record.